This is a messenger RNA of Rhodotorula graminis WP1, 2585 nucleotides long. RefSeq lists its product as uncharacterized. Bases 1 to 2412 code for a protein of 803 amino acids. Gene Ontology annotation, biological process: tricarboxylic acid cycle. The transcript is spliced from 9 exons. NCBI's taxonomy places the organism in Eukaryota, Fungi, Basidiomycota, Microbotryomycetes, Sporidiobolales, Sporidiobolaceae. The record is from RefSeq and is a predicted model, not a curated record. Gene Ontology annotation, cellular component: cytosol; mitochondrion. Gene Ontology annotation, molecular function: 4 iron, 4 sulfur cluster binding; aconitate hydratase activity.
AUGCUCCCGCUCUGCAAGCACGCCCUGUCGCGCGUCCCGCGCCUGUCGCGCUCGCUCGCCACCCCGGUCAGCUCGUCGUCGUUCCCGCCCGCGCCUCAAAAGAGCUACAGCGCCAUCACGCCGCCGUACCCGCGCUUGCUCGAGCAGCUCACCAAGGUCCGCCAGGUCCUCAACAACCGCCCCCUGUCGCUCGCCGAGAAGAUUGUGUACUCGCACCUGGUCGACGUCGAGGAAGGCCUCGCCGGCGGCGACCCCAUCCGCGGCGAGAAGCACCUCAAGCUCCGUCCCGACCGUGUCGCUCUCCAAGAUGCUUCGGCGCAGAUGGCCAUCCUCCAGUUCUCGACGUGUGGCCGCCAGUCGACUGCCGUGCCUGUCUCGAUCCACUGCGACCACCUCAUCUCGGCGUACGAGGGCGCCGAAGCCGACCUCAAGCGCUCAAUCAUGAGCAACCAGGAGGUGUUCGACUUCCUCGAGAGCGCGUCCAAGAAGUACGGCAUCGAGUUCUGGGGCCCGGGCAGCGGCAUCAUCCACCAGAUCGUCCUCGAGAACUACUCGGCACCGGGCCUCCUCAUGCUCGGCUGCGACUCGCACACGCCUAACGCCGGCGGCCUCGGCGCCAUCGCCAUCGGUGUCGGAGGAGCCGACGCCGUCGACGCCAUGACGGCGACGCCGUGGGAGCUCAAGGCGCCCAAGUUGAUCGGCGUCGAGCUCAAGGGCGAGCUGUCCGGCUGGUGCUCGGCCAAGGACGUCAUCCUCGAGGUCGUCGGCCGUCUCUCGGUCCGCGGCGGCACGGGCUCCAUCAUCGAGUACUACGGCGAGGGAGUCGAGCGCAUGGGUGCGACGGGCCUCGCGACCAUCGCCAACAUGGGCGCCGAGAUGGGCGCGACGACGUCGACGUUCCCGUACUCGGCCAACAUGCGCCAGUACCUGCACGCGACCAACCGCGGCCCUGUCGCCGACGCCGCCGACCAUGCCCAGGCGGCGGGCCUCCUCAGCCCGGACGCCGGGUGCGAGUACGACCAGCAUCUCACGAUCGACCUCGCGACGCUCGAGCCCAAGCUCAACGGGCCGUUCACGCCCGACCUGAGCACCCCGCUCGGCCGGUUCGGCGACCUCGUCAAGGAGAAGGGGUGGAAGGACGAGCUGAGCGCGGCCCUCAUCGGCAGCUGCACCAACUCGUCCUACGAGGACAUGGCUCGUGCGGCGAGCAUCGCGAGGCAGGCCAAGGCCAAGGGCCUGUCGGUCAAGAGCUCGUUCAUGGUCACGCCUGGCUCAGAGCUCAUCAACGCGACGAUCGAGCGCGACGGGCUCAAGGCCGACCUCGAGGCGGUCGGCGGGCAGGUCCUCGCCAACGCGUGCGGGCCCUGCAUCGGUCAGUGGGAGCGGUCCGAGAAGAAGGGCGAGGAGAACGCCAUCUUGACGUCGUUCAACCGCAACUUCAAGGCGCGCAACGACGGCAACCGCCUCACGAUGAACUUCCUCGCCUCGCCCGACAUCGUCACCGCCAUGGCCUUCUCGGGCAAGCUCAGCUUCGACCCUCGGCACGACACGCUCCUCGACUCGGAGGGCAACCCGUUCAAGUUCGACCCGCCGACGGGCGACCGCCUCCCGCCGCAGGGCUACCUCGCCGGCAACACGACCUACCUCCCCGAGGCGACGCCUGCUCCCGUUCCCGAGACCCCUCUCGCCAUCUCGCCGACGUCGACCCGCCUCGAGCUCCUCGAGCCGUUCGACCCGCACUUUACGGCCGCCGAGUUCACCAACCCGGCCAAGAAGCUCGAGUUCGAGGACCUGCGCUGCCUGUUGCGCAUCCGCGGCAAGUGCACGACCGACGAGAUCUCGGCGGCGGGCAAGUGGCUCAAGUACAAGGGCCACCUCUCCAACCUCGCCGAGAACACGCUCAUCGGCGCGACCAACGACGAGACGGAGCGGGUCAACUCGGCGAUUGACUUCGAAACGGGCGAGGAGGGCACCAUCCCCGAGGUCGCCAAGAAGUACAAGGCUCGCGGUCAGCCCUGGAUGAUCGUCACCGACCACAACUACGGCGAGGGCUCGGCUCGCGAGCACGCCUCGCUCCAGCCUCGGUUCCUCAACUGCAAGGUCAUCCUCGCGCGCUCGUUCGCGCGCAUCCACCGCACCAACCUCACCAAGCAGGGCGUCCUCCCGCUCACUUUCGCCAACGAGGCCGACUAUGCGCUCGUGAGCGCCGGAAACUCGGUGCGCACCGAGGGCCUCGACGCGCUCCUUCGCGGCGACCUCGACGCGAGCGUGCACGUCGUCGUCAAGGGCAAGGACGGCAAGGAGACGCGCAUCGAGACGGUGCACGGCCUCAGUCGCGACCAGGUCGAGUGGAUCCGCGAGGGCUCGGCGCUCAACCUCAUCAAGCGCAAGGCGGCCGAGGCGGCGCAGUGAGCGUUGCAGGGUCGGUGUGUCGGUCGUGUGGGACCGGGUCGUCGCCGGCGUCGUCGUCGUUGGCCGGAGGAGGAGGAGGAUAGAGCUGGCUCUCCCUUGUUGUCUAGAUUUCCCUCGUGCUCUGUCUCUCUUGGGUUCACUGCACCUUGCAAAAUCGCACGUUCGACUGCGUC